Messenger RNA from Sclerotinia borealis F-4128, 1785 nucleotides. Lineage: Eukaryota; Fungi; Ascomycota; Leotiomycetes; Helotiales; Sclerotiniaceae. The record is from the annotation of a GenBank genome assembly.
AUGUCUUCCCAGCUCUCCCAGCUCUCUUUAGAGCAAAUACGUCACAAUACCCAAAUUGCUAAUCAACACAAAUACCCUGGGAGACCUCGCACUCAUCAACCUCUACCAAGCGAACCCGAAAAUGGCAUUCAGGUCCCCCCUCUUAUCGACAGACAACGUCGCCAUUGGGUUGAUGGAAUCAACGAACAAGCUCUUGUAAAAGCUUUCCAUCAUUUCCGAAAUCAAGAAGGUGAUUUCGAAACCGGUACUUUCACACGUUCCUCCUACCCCCCAAAAACUCUUGGAAUCACUGCUACCCUUUUCUCCACCUGGCUUUCGAAGGAACAAUCGAUUGUGAACUCUCCAAAAGGAUCCCACAGGACUUUCAAUACACGCCAAUGCACCCGCCCUAUCAUGAAGCAGCGUCUCUACGAUAAGUUCUGUUUUCAUAGAACCAUCGGAAAGCAUAUCACCCACCGCUGGUUUACUCGCUACACUAAAGAGAUUUAUCAGGAUCUCUACCUUUUGAAACGAUGGUAUCAGUUCAACAGGCGUAACACUAUUCGAAACAAUAAUUCUGAUGCUGGAAAUCCAUUGAAUGAAUUUAUCAAUAACCCUAGAAUUGGACGAUUUCUCCUCUCGAACAUUGCGAAUAUGGAUCAAACCCUUUUUGCUUUCGAAUUUGGAUCUACAGAACAGAGUUACAAUCACAAAGACAAUAAUAUUGUAUUUUUGAAGGAGAGUAAAAGCAGAUGGGAAAAAUGUCAAGCUACUCUACAAAUCGUGGUUUCUACAAAUAACAUUCCUCGAUGCAAAUCUUUUAUUAUAUUCAGAGGGGUAGAAAAUUCUGGUAAUAAGAUACGACAGCGAGAGCUCAAGAAAUAUCACAAAGGGGUAGAUAUCAUUUUCAACCCUAAGGGGUAUUACAACGCUAAGGAGCUUCUGAAAUGGUUCAAAAACCAGUACAAAUGGUCUACUAUGGAAUCUCCUACUGAGAAUAAACCUCGUCUAUUGACUCUAGACUCUUUUGCCGCUCAUAAAGGACAAGGUCGCAAAAUCAAGGUAAAGGAAUCGGUCUCUGAACGUCAAAUUCGGGAAAAGAGUAUUCUUGAUGUAAUAUUUCUUCGACAAACUCUGAAGGACCUCAAUAUGACUACUUCUAUCAUUCCCGGGGGUACUACCGGUUAUAUACAAGUGCUUGAUGUUUCUGUCAAUAAGACUAUGAAAGAUCUAAUUCGAAAUCUUGAAGAGGAGUAUUAUGAUAAUAAUCUUGAACAAUGGAAAGCAGGAAAGUAUUCAACAGCUGAGCGUCGAGUUCUUUUGACAGAAUGGGUUGGGAAAGCUUGGGUACAGUUUCAUGAGGAAUAUCAGAGUACAAUCGUUAAGAUAUUUCGGCAUUUAGGAUUAUCUUUAAAUCCUGAUGGUUCUGAAGACCAUGAAUUAAAAAUCAGAGAUCUACCAGAUUUUGAAAUUGGGGACUUUUCCCGAACUCUUUCACCCGCAAUCGAUACCCUCCCUAUUCUUGAAACCCAAGAGGAGGUUGAAGACGAGGCCAUUGUGACUGAUGCUUAUACUCUUAAUACUCUCCCCUCCUCUCAGAUGACUUCAAGGCGUAGAGCUUUUCGUACAGUAACUUAUCAUAUUGUAGAGGAAAGAGCAAGUGGAAUAUCUGGGAAUUUCGAUUCAGAUAAUGAAACUACUACAUGCACCGACGAUGACACAGAUUCUGAUAGGUCUCUUGAUCUCUCUGACUUUGAUAAUGAAAUGGAUGGUGAUGAUGAUGGAGAUGAUAUGAAUAUGGAAUAA